AUGCCGGGAGUAACUAUCAUUGCUUCUCGAGGAGCUAACCCCAGCUCUCUUUGGCGCUCUCGUGCUCUGCUCGCAACCCCUUGUCUCGAUCACUCCUCGGCUCGCUACUUGUCAACCAAUCGUCGUCCGAACACUCCCUACAAUGGCCGACUAUCAACAAAUCAUAGCGCUUCGACAUCGCAUUUGCUACGCAAGGUGACCAGCGACCAUUCAUCCUCAUGUUCAUUUUCGACAUCCUCGUCUUCGCUGUUGCCUGACUCGGACUGGGAUCACAACCCGGACUUAUCCAUCUCCAAUUUUUCGGAACUUCCUUCCAAAAAUUUCGGAGUCAACCAGCACAUGAUCAUAAACCAGGAAUUCAAGGAGGCAUUGCGUAUGAUCCUUUGGCAAUUCAAAGCACCAAUCCGUUAUGCAUUUGCCUAUGGAUCAGGUGUCUUUCCUCAGAACAACAGUGCUGCUCCAGCUAGCUCUCUACACCCCUCGGCACCCACCGCCAUCAAUAACAUGCAACAGGGGUCCGGAAAGAUGAUUGACUUCAUUUUUGGAGUAUCAUACUCACAGCAUUGGCAUGAUCUCAAUUUGAGCCAACACCGGGAUCAUUACUCUGGCCUGGGCUAUAUGGGCUCGUACAUGGUCUCCCAGGUGCAGGAUCGCUUCGGCGCAGGCGUGUACUUCCAUCCUUAUGUUACGGUGAACGGGACAAUGAUUAAAUACGGGGUGGUCAACUUGGACACUUUGUGCCGGGACCUCACUCAGUGGGACACUCUGUAUCUUGCCGGUCGUCUGCACAAGCCUGUCAAGAUUUUACGGGAUCACCCGAAAGUGCGAUUGGCAAAUCAGGUGAAUUUACUGUCAGCCUUGCGAGUCGCGCUGCUGCUUCUACCUGAGAACUUUAGUGAGUUCGAACUAUACAGUACAAUCGCAGGAAUGAGUUAUAUGGGAGAUCUGCGCAUGGCUCUUCCAGCCGAGGACCCUGGCAAGGUGCGGAAUAUUGUCUCGGGACAGAUGGCGCACUUCCGCCGGCUCUAUGCGCCACUCAUUGAGAAUCUACCCAAUGUCGAUUUCCAGGAUCCUCGCUGCAGCAGUGAUGAUUGGAUCGAUGAUCCGAACGCCAUCCUCUCCAUGGCACAAGAUAUGGAUCCGGUGAAGCGUGGCAACAUGGUUCGCCGCUUGCCCGAAUCUUUCCGGCAAAAGCUAUACUUCCAAUAUCAAUCUCGUUAUGGGAUUCCCCGGGUUGAAUUCGACAAAAUGAUUCAGGAGAGCAAGGAUUCUCAAGAGAUUCUUCGCCGGCCCCAGGGAGGUGCGUUUGAGCAACGGAUUGCGGGAGAUGACUACCUCAAGCAGGAGGUCUCCAAGUCGAUCGAGAAGACAAUCCGCUGGCCAAGCACUGUUCAAACGAUCAAGGCACCUUUCACAGCGGGUUUGGGUAGAAGUUGGACCUACCUGAAAGAGAAACGCGAAAAGCACAAGCAAUCUCAGCUGAAGGCGACUCAACCACCCCGGUCCUCCGAGCAGUCAUCUGAAGCGCCAGCAGAGACGAAGGAAACAAAGAAGGAGUAG
Molecule: messenger RNA, 1560 nt
Organism: Penicillium bovifimosum
Lineage: Eukaryota; Fungi; Ascomycota; Eurotiomycetes; Eurotiales; Aspergillaceae
Product: phosphatidate cytidylyltransferase
Exons: 2
Coding region: 1-1560 (519 amino acids)
Biological process (GO): CDP-diacylglycerol biosynthetic process; cardiolipin biosynthetic process
Cellular component (GO): mitochondrion
Molecular function (GO): phosphatidate cytidylyltransferase activity
Source: RefSeq, a predicted model, not a curated record